AUGACAGAGAAUACGCGUCUCCAAAUAUUGCAAGCUGCAAUUUCUCAUUUAACCGAGCAAUCGGAUGGCUACAUCGAGCAAUUCGCCUCUCUCACACAACGAAUUGGUUCGUUACAGGAGCAGUUCGCCCAGCACUUGGCGGAAUCCCCGAGACGCGGAUCGUCCUCCCCUGUCUUUGGCCACCCUCGGCAGAUGAAAGUGGACUUCCCUCGUUUCUCUGGCGCGGAGGAUGUCUCCCAAUGGAUCUAUCGCGUGGAACGCUUCUUCCGGAUCUAUGAUAUCCCGGAGGACCAACGAUUGGAUCUGGUGGCCGUCAAUUUGGAGGGUCGGGCCCUUGCUUGGUUUCAGAUGUGGGAGAGACUCGAACCUAUGACUGAUUGGCUUGCCAUCUCCACUGCCUUGCAAAUGCAAUUCGGACCGUCCCAUUUUGAAAACCCCCGAGAGGAGCUACUGAAAUUGAAACAAUCCACCACGGUGAAUGUUUACUUUGAAUCCUUUAACGACCUAGCCGCCCGUGCAUAUGGCUUAAAUGAUGCUUUGCUUCUGGAUUGCUUUGUGGGUGGUCUUCAUCCGGAACUGAAACGGGAGGUGAAAGCCCACUCACCGAUCUCUUUGUUGCAAGCGGUUUCUCUUGCCAAAUUGUUCGAGGAAAAGUUUCUGCCCCACACCCAAUGCUGGCGUUCUGCCGUUGCUUAG
Arachis ipaensis is the source of this 696-nucleotide messenger RNA. Lineage: Eukaryota; Viridiplantae; Streptophyta; Magnoliopsida; Fabales; Fabaceae. The record is from RefSeq and is a predicted model, not a curated record.